Messenger RNA from Baudoinia panamericana UAMH 10762, 702 nucleotides. RefSeq lists its product as uncharacterized. NCBI's taxonomy places the organism in Eukaryota, Fungi, Ascomycota, Dothideomycetes, Mycosphaerellales, Teratosphaeriaceae. The transcript is spliced from 2 exons. The record is from RefSeq and is a predicted model, not a curated record. Gene Ontology annotation, cellular component: peroxisomal membrane. The coding region runs from base 1 to 702 and encodes 233 amino acids.
AUGGACAGCCUUAAACCCCUACAAGAGCAAUUAGAAAAGGUUAUCCUCGACCCUCGUUACCACGACCCUUUAGUGCUCGUCAAAGCGAUCCGCAAUGGCCUCGUCUACGGUACCAAAGUCCGCUUCCCCCACGCUCUGGUCAUGGUCUUCUUGUUCCGCUCUGGGACGUUACGAGAGAAGCUAUGGCUCAUUUUCAAGGCGACGCGGCAACACGCCAUGAAUCUUGCCAAGUUCGCGCUUCUGUACAAGAGCAGCAUGCUGGCACUGAAGUCGUUGAACGGCGGCAAAGAGGAAAGCGUGCACACGUUCCUCGCCGGCCUAUUCGGCGGUUACUGGGUCUUUGGCCACGGUCGCUCGGCGAGGAGUUCUGUCAAUCAACAGAUCGUGAUAUAUGUCUUUGCACGGGUGGCGUUAGCACUGGCGAAGUUAGCUGUGCAGCCACCCGGAGACAACAGCUUGAUCGGCGGGAGCUACGGCGGGCAUGGAGGCAAGGGCUGGCUUGGGCUGAACGAAAAGCAGCUCGACCUCGUGCGGCGGAACAGCUGGCCCGUCUUUGCCUCAGUAAGUUGGGCAAGCGUGAUGUGGCUGUUCCGACACUAUCCGGAGACGCUCCAGCCCAGUCUGAGGAGCAGUAUGACCUAUAUAUACGAUAACGCGGAGAAAUGGGAAGAUGCAAGAUCGUUCCUGUGGCAUAAUAAAUGA